Dendroctonus ponderosae (mountain pine beetle) is the source of this 1344-nucleotide messenger RNA. RefSeq names its product retinoid-inducible serine carboxypeptidase. The coding region runs from base 48 to 1331 and encodes 427 amino acids. The transcript has 8 exons. The record is from RefSeq and is a predicted model, not a curated record. Lineage: Eukaryota; Metazoa; Arthropoda; Insecta; Coleoptera; Curculionidae. Gene Ontology annotation, molecular function: serine-type carboxypeptidase activity. Gene Ontology annotation, biological process: proteolysis.
UUUGACGUUGCCACCAACUUGUUAUCGUGCUACCAGUUUCCUACGACAUGAAACUGUUAGUUGCACUUCUGGGGGUUUGUUCAGCAGUUCUUGCUCGAGAAGGAUUUGGGCCAACAGAUCAAGAAUGGGGCUACGUAACGGUGCGUGAUGGGGCUCACAUGUUCUGGUGGUUACAUUAUACUACCGCCACACCUGAUCCUACCGAAAAACCCCUACUAAUUUGGUUGCAAGGAGGUCCUGGCGCAUCCUCAACCCAAUAUGGCAACUUUGAGGAAAUCGGACCAAUCGAUUCGGAUUUAAAUGAAAGAAACACCAGCUGGGUGAAAUACGCCAACGUAUUGUUUGUAGAUAAUCCAGUCGGAACUGGGUUCAGUUACGUGAACUCUAAUGAGUUUGCGACUACCAAUCAGCAAAUUGCUCAGGACUUCGUGGAGCUCCUGCAAGGGUUUUACCAAGCUUUGCCUCAAUUUGAAAACGUCCCUCUUUACAUAUUCUGCGAAUCUUAUGGGGGGAAAAUGACUGCUGAAAUUGGGCUCAAUUUGUAUCAGGCUAUUGAAAGAGGAGAAAUCCGGAGCAAUUUCAAAGGAGUAGGACUGGGAGAUUCCUGGAUAUCCCCAGUUGAUUCUUGCCUCACUUGGGCCCCGUAUCUUUACAAUCAGGGAUUUUUAGAUACGCAACAAUACAAUCUACUAAACCAACAAGCCCUCCAACUGAAAACGCUUGUGGAUGAGGGCAAAUGGUUCGAAGCAACUGAUGCUUGGGGAGAUUUGGAGAGUUCGGUAGCAAACUAUGCGAACGACGUGGACUUUUAUAACGUUUUAACGAAAAUCUCGGGAAAUUUUCUGAAGAACACCCUGUACAAGCCAGAUGGGGAGAAAGUUGGCGAUGAGGAGUUUUUAAUGAACAAACAAGUGAAGCAGGCUUUGGGGCUGGAACAAGACUGGGGCAGGCAGAGUGAUGAUGUGUUUUACUACUUACAAACCGACUUUAUGAAGCCCGUUACUGAUAUUGUUGAACGGUUGCUGAAUGAGACGGAUCUAACAGUUGCUGUAUACAAUGGACAGUUGGAUCUUAUUGUGGACACACCCGGAACCAUCGACUGGGUGGACAAAUUAAAUUUCAGAGAAUCUAUCACAUGGUCAUCUACAACAAAGCGACCAUUUGAUAUCAGUGGAAUUAACGAAGGUUUUGAAAAAUCUGCAGGGAAUUUGGCUUUCUUCUGGGUACUACGUGCUGGGCAUAUGGUACCCAGAGACAAUCCCAAUGGGAUGCUGUAUAUUCUGCAACAAGUCACUGAUAACUUUAAAGUAGAUGCUCAUGCAAUAAAUUAAAACGUUUCAACUG